Messenger RNA from Cordyceps militaris CM01, 1605 nucleotides. RefSeq names its product phosphotransferase enzyme family protein. The transcript has 3 exons. The record is from RefSeq and is a predicted model, not a curated record. Bases 1 to 1605 code for a protein of 534 amino acids. NCBI's taxonomy places the organism in Eukaryota, Fungi, Ascomycota, Sordariomycetes, Hypocreales, Cordycipitaceae.
AUGAGACAGCGCCUUGAUUUACCCGAGGCGGCCGCCCUCAAGUUACGAUCGGAAAGCCGGCGUCGCCCAUUGGCCCGCCCCAACGGCCGUUUUAUUCGCCAUUGCGGAAUACAUCGUCGUCAAUUCUGCUUAGGGCUUGAGACGCGAAAUAUGGAAAGGCUGCCGCAGUUCAACGACGUCGCUGUUGCGGACCGCGUUCAGGCAGAGCGGCGCCGCUUCCUUGCCAGCUUCAAAGACGGCGACGUGUUGCGCGUGGCGUCCUCGCAUCACCCAUCAAAGCAGCCCUGCCGCUUUUUUCAGCAGGCGAUACCUGGGAGCUACAAUAUCUGCUACUUUGUCGAGUUUCCGGCGACGGGUGAGCGAUGGACGGUCCGGAUCCCGAUCCGCCCGUGCCUUGCCCACGGUGGCCGGUCCAAGCUGGCGUCGGAAGUGACGACUAUGAAGUACGUGUGCUUGACUCAAGUAGAAUUGGAUUGGAAAGCAUCUAAUACGGACUCCCCCCUUUCGCGAUACCUAAUACUUGACUACGUCGAGGGCACGCUAUUAAGUUCGGUCAAUAUCCAGCGUCUGGACAAGGAGAAGAGGAACCAACUAUAUGAAUCGCUGGCCAAGGUUGUUCUCCAGCUCCGAAGACUUACGUUUCCAUCCUUUGGCAGACUGUAUCGCGCUGGCGGCAACGAGCUCCGUGUUUCCAACGACAUCACUACUCAAGACAUAAACACGCAAGAACUAGAAGGUCUUGAUCCCCGUCGCAUACAACAGGAGUGCUACGGCGAGCGUGACUUGCUACCAAAUGCCUCACAUUAUACAGAAACCCUUAUCCGCACGGCAUACAAUGGCUUCUUCAAAGGCGCCGACGGCGUCGACCCCGACAUGAUUGAGAGCAGCCUAUACCAUCUCGAUCUCUUCCGCCAGCACGCCGCAUUCUGGCUCGACCCUAAGAUCUCGCCUGUGCAAUUCGUCCUGAGCCACGGCGACUUUACACCCAACCACAUCCUGGUCGACGAAAGCACCAUGGCCAUCACGGCGGUGCUGGACUGGGGAUGGAGCCGGGUCGUACCCGUGCAGUACCUCAUCCCGCCGCUGUGGCUGCAACACGCCGAUGUACCCAAGCUCGCCUGGAAGCACGCCUACGACGGCUACGUAUCCCGCGAGCUCGCCGCCUUCCUCGCCGUCGUCCGCGCCGAGGAGCGCCGCGCGUACCAGAGCAGCGCCCUCGCCGACCAGUGGGACCGGACCAAGCACGACGGCGGGUUCCUUAUUGCGCACGCGCUCGAGCACAGGCACGACAUGGACGCCGUCGCGUUCCGCUACCUCAACGCGCGCUACUACGGCGGCACGUCGGACCUCGACGGUCGCAUGGCGCGCUUCCUCCAGGACGAUCCGCUGCGAGGCCUGGUUAUUGACAUGAAGGCGCGCCAGGCCAGGGGCGGUGGGGCGGCGGAGUGCGUGCGGCCGACGCAGAGCAGCAGUAGCAGCAUCGCCAGCCGGUUGUGGCCGGUCUCGUCGGCGCUGCAGGGCAGCAUGAUGCUGCUCUCCACCGGCGUGGGGUACGGACUGUGGCGGCUGGCUCUGGCGUCGGCGCGGCGGCCGCCUCGAAUAUAG